AUGGGGAUGUGGUUCACCCAAGGCCUUGGCUGCCGUUUAGCGCAGGGCCUGCUGAGUUCAUUUAUUACAUCCGCCGAGCACCGAUGCCGGGCAGGUCUGAUGCUGGGCACUGGGGCUGAGGGGCAGCCCUUCCUUCUGGGUCUCGCGAGUCUGAAUCUCGGGGACAAAGCGGCGCUCCCUCCGGCUCACCUGCCCGCGCGCCCUUCCCCCACCCGACCACCCUCCCCGCCCCCCGCCCCCCCCCACCAGCCACGGUGUCACAGGGUUCCCGCCCGCGGGUGCGGGCGCUGGCGCGGCGCGGAGCCCCGUCCCCGUGGAGGUCUUGCCCGGCCCUGGCCCCGGAUCAGGACUCGGGUAACUCACCCGGGACACGCUGCCCUCGCUGUCCGCGGAGAAGCAGUCCCUGCUACGCGCACCGCCUCACCGGCUCGUGGCGGGCGAGGCUCAGGGGUUUAUUCCCGCAGCUGGCCCGAGGCCAAGGGUAGGUCAGCCGCGCCCGCGCAGUGGGUGGAGCCGCCCGGGGCUCCCGCAGGCCACGUAGGCCCGCGCUCCUUCUUUCCUGCCUUUCUUUUCCCCCUGGCGGCCAGAUGUACAGGCCGGACAUUUAUUUGGUCGCCGUGGCCGGACGCGCGCGCCGGGAUUUCGAAGAGUCAUCCCUGGGUGUCGAAAAAUUCCGAUAUCCAGGCUGCCUCCUGGAUUAUGAAGUCAGAAUUUCUGGGUUGGAAAGGGCCCAGACAUAUACUCCUUGUGCCUGGCGUGUGGACAGUAGGGGCCAGCCUGGAUGAGGAGAGGUUCCAGGCUUCGGAGACAGAAUGGGCCAACAUGUGGAGGUCAUUAUCACCUCUGAAGAGCUUUCAAAAGAACUAUCACUGAGCGAUCAUGAAUUUAUGGUAAUGAGUUUAUGCAGAUUUCACCUGGUUUGUUGUGCCUCGGUUGCUUAAACAUGGUGGAAGGCGACUCAAACACAGCCGAUGUCUCAUGGCACACAUAAAUUUUCUCCUUGUUUUAUCUUGCCUUUCUCUUCUUGAAUUUCUUUUUCCCUUUUUUUUUAUUAAUUUUUUUUAAUGUUUAU
This is a messenger RNA of Herpailurus yagouaroundi (jaguarundi), 1072 nucleotides long. RefSeq lists its product as uncharacterized. The record is from RefSeq and is a predicted model, not a curated record. NCBI's taxonomy places the organism in Eukaryota, Metazoa, Chordata, Mammalia, Carnivora, Felidae. The coding region runs from base 1 to 873 and encodes 290 amino acids. The transcript is spliced from 4 exons.